AUGCCUGAUCACGUGGACAAAGUCACGCAAGGUAAACCUUUGUGCCUUUUCAGAAAGCUUUUGGAAGAAGCUAACUUUCCUGAUAUGGAGGUUUGCAACAUCAUGGAGAAUGGAGUUCCACUGACCGGGGAAGAACCGGCAUCCCAACUUUAUUUCAGAAAGUACAAGCCUGCCAUGCUGACCCCUCAACAACUGGACCACCAAGCUGCGUGGCGCCGAAAAGCCAUGAUGGGUAAGGGGAUGACAGACGACGAGCGUUUGCAGGCUCAUGAUCUGGAGACGGAGAGCCAAGCUGAAGUAGAAGCUGGGUUCCUUUCUGGACCCUAUUCUCAACAGGAUGUUUCUGAGCUGCUGGGGUCUGAACAAUGGAGCCUUUCCAAGAGGUUUGCUUUAUACCAAGGAGAAGAGCGUAAAAUUCGAAUUAUUGACAACUACCGAGACAGCGGUGUGAAUGCUGCCUUCUCCUCUACAUCAUACCUUGCGCUGCAUGACACUGAUUUUGUGAUUGGCUUCCUGAGGUUUUUCAUGUGGGUUGCUGGCAACAGUACAGAGGUGGUAGUACCCAUGUCAGAUGGGACUGUCUUGCGAGGCCGAUGGCACAAGUCUUUGGGGUCCAAACCCAUGCUCCUUGGCCGCUGUGUUGACCUCUCAAAGGCCUACAAGCAAGUAGCGGUGGCCACUGAAUCUCCCAAGCAUGGAGUACUGGGUUACAGGACCGAGAAUGGUGACUGGCAGCUUUUUACGACCCAGUCGUUACCCUUUGGAGCCAGUGCUUCAAUUUUUGCAUUCAACAAGGUAUCAAGGGCCAUUUGGCAUUUGCUGGUACACGGUUUGCACAUUCUCACUUGCGUCUUCUAUGACGACUUCCCCUGCUCGGAAGGCGAGCCUCUGACGGCCUUGACGGCGAAGGCGCUGGACACAUUCUUCAACAUACUUGGAUGGAAACAUGCAGUUCAAAGUAAGAAGGCUACAGACUUCUCCCUGGAGAUGCAGGCCUUGGGAAUACAGUACAACCUUCGUGAGCUUUGGGAAGGGAAGCUGACUGUGCAGAACAGGCCGGGCCGACGAGACCGAAUUAGGUCCCUCACUGCAGAACUUAGAGAACUUGGAAGUGGGUCGCGGUCUGCUGCAGCUUCUUUGGCAGGAAUCCUUAACUUUUGCGGCGGGUUUGUACUUGGCCAUGCACUGAAGCCCGCCACCCAUGCUCUGUCGAGGUGGUCGAUGGGUGACAACCUAUCAAAAGCAGCGACCCAUGAGAUGUGCGACUUGAUUGAGUUUUUAGUAGACGCUUCGAAACCAAGACUGAUCACCAUGGACCGGGAUUUGCCACCCAUUAUUGUUUACACUGACGGCGCCUUUGAAGCGCGUGAUGGUUCAUGGGGGGCGCUAGUGAUUGACCCAGCGACAGGCUCUCAAGAAGUCUAUGGUGGCUGGGUACCGAAGGUACUACUUGAAUUUUGGUUGAACACCGUUGGAGAUCAGAUUAUUUGUGAAGUUGAAAUGUAUGCCUAUUUGUGUGUCAGGCAGAAGGCAACUGAAUUGUGUCAACUCUUGAAUGCGGCCAACCAAGGGCCAAUUGAAUUGCCUGCAGGGCUUUUGAGUUUCUUGAUGCAGAACCGUUUUAACCCGGAACUUGCAGAAGUGGUGCGCUUUGAAGCUGAGGCCAUGAUUUUGAAACCCGACGGCAAGGCUGGAGCGAUCUCGGCGAAAAAGGCGAAGAAGCCAAAAGGUCGCAAGAAGAAGGCUUUUCUGGCUGAGGACCCCGAGGCCGGAGUCAUCGCGGCCAAGUGGCGUCGAAUGCCACUUUUACAGGAACGCUUGGAAGAAGAUCGCAAGGCUGUCCGCACAGUGUUGCAGUCAGACUUUGGUUUGGAUCCAGCGGGAAAUCUGGCUCUUCGCUCAGAUGUUGCAUUGUUGCUGUGCGUAUGGGAAAGCGCACGUACCCAGUUGUCUGUGCAAGAGAAGAAUCGCCAAGAAUCCAAGCUGGGCAUGCAACAGCGCAUUGUGCAGCCGUCGGAUUAUGCAACCAUGCGCAGCGCUGUGGAAGCCAAGCAUGGCAGACUGAAGGAUCGUGAGGCCCCAAGCAAAGGCAUGAUAGCCUCCAAACUUGAGCAAGUGGAAGAUGGGGCACCCAUUGCCGAGGAUCUCCGCGAAGUGACGUCUUUUGCAGAUUCAGAAGUCGAGGCCUACAACGCGAUCAUCGAUCCGUCGAUGGGAUUCUUGCGGAUUCGUCCAGGCAAGACGACCACGACACCGCCAAGCACACCGGAAGAAUUGCAGCUCCGCCACAGGCCGCUUAUCGGUUUGUUUUCCCCUGCCAGCGGAAGCCCAGCACAUGAAAAGGGCUUUGGAAAGGGCAAACAGAUGCCGUCCUGGGACAGGCAAUGGGGCAAAUCCUCUAAGACGCCUGAAGGCAAGCCGAUUUGUUUCAAGUUCCAGAAAGGGAGGUGCUCCGACAAGGCUUGUCGAUUUGCACAUGCGUGCCAGCGUUGCUUCGGUCGCCAUCCCUUCACGCAGUGCCGUUUCAAGAAGGAGGCUGGAAACGGGCGGGUGCCUGAGGAGGUGGAGUGUCAGGAAAUUAGCUCAGACGAAGACAUUGACAAGGUUGCGAAGCCAAAGAAGGGUGCGGGCCUAUGGGGUGAUGGACCGCCGCUUGCUUCAAGACUGUUGGGAAAGAGGCAGGGGGGGCAACCCCUUUUCCUAGCGGCCAUUGAAGAGUUCUUGCGAAUUUCGGGCGACCCCGACAGCAGAGCGUUCUACACAUCAAGCAACUCCUUUGCUAAAGGAGUGCGCGUGGGGCCAAAUGCCAAACUGCCUCGCGUUCCUGCUGUAUUUGAGAAGAAGAUUAAGUGGAGACAAUACAAAGAAGAAGAGAGCAGCCUAGACAUGGAGAGAGAUAACUAUUUGUCAGCCCGUGAUCAUGCUCGCCUCGUUCAGAAGCAAUUUGAAACUGAAGCUGCUAUGGGUUGCAUGAUUGAGAUGCCUUUGAGUGAAGCAAAGCAAAAAUUUGGGGAUCGGCUGGCCCUAGCGUCCUUAGGAGCGAUAGGGAAGAAGGAUGGAUCGGUCCGUGUGAUCCAUGACGGGACACAUGGCGUUGGAGUGAAUCCAGCCAUUGUGGUCCGGGAUCAGCUCCGCACACCAACUGCCGGUGAUCUGCAAACUGUGUUGCAAGUACUACCAGGUGCGUGGUUUGGCUUGACAGGUGAUGUGGCGCGAGCGCAUCGGUUGGUGCGAGUUGCUGAAGAAGACUGGGGAUUACAGGCGUGUAAGACAGACGUGCGCCCAGAUCAUAUUUGGAUUAAUACUGUCGGAACAUUCGGCAUUGGGAGCGCGGCAUACCAUUGGAGUAGGCUCAUGUCUGGGGUGGGUAGAGCUGCGUACUACCUGCUGGGGAAGAGCGAGCUAUUCAUUCUUGUUUACGUUGACGAUUUACUUUGGAUCACGCGCGAUAAAGUUGGAAUUGAGAAGAUUAUCUUGACCAUUUACUUCAUGACCAUUGUUGGCUUGCCGUUUGCAUGGAAGAAGUUUCAAGGAGGUGUGGACCUGGCCUGGGUUGGUUUCGAGUUAUGCUUGAAAGGAAGUAAGCUCGGCUUGUCGUUGGCGCGAUCGCAAUGGUUGGUUAAGUGGCGCAGUGACACAGCAGAUUUGGGUCGAGUGCGUAUUGCGGAUAUGUCUGCAGUAUUGGGCCGUCUUUCUUUUGGCUUGACUGCGCUGGGACACUUGAGGCCGUUUUUGGGGCCAGUGUACGCAUGGACGGCAGCAAUGACGCGAAAGGUUAUCACAGGUAACCUGCCCAAGGCGAUCAUCUUGAUCUUUAAGUUCCUGGCAAAGGCAUUAGCAGACGGUGGGCGCCUGGCAUCUGUGCCACCAGCCCCGGGAGACCAGGUGGAACUGUUUCGGACAGAUACCCGCGCAGAAGGAAAUGAGAUUUGGAUUGGCGGCUGGGCUAUGGAUAGCACGGACACAAAACGCUGUAGAUGGUUUUCUGAAAAAUUGGAUCACGUAUCUACGCCUUGGCUUUUUACUGCAGGUGAAAACUACAGACAGAUUGCUUCGCUUGAGCUGCUAGCCUCGUUAGCUGCGGUUGUCGUCUUCGGGGUGCCAGUGCCAAUGCGGGGCAGAAUCCAUUGUUCGGCUGGGACCGACAACAAAGGAAAUAGCCAUGUGGUUGCAAGGUUGCUCACAACCAGAUUCCCCCUUGCUGCGUUUUUGAUGGAGCUGGCUAUGCAGUUGCAAAUGGUUGGCGCGAACCUCGAGUUGUACUGGCUGCCGCGGCUUCAAAACCAGGAAACUGAUGCGCUCACAAACAACGAUCUGACUAGAUUUGAUGAGCAGCUGCGGCAAAGGUUUGACUUGGCCUCAUUCAAAGGACUGGUCUUGUCAGACAUGCUAGCUUGCGGAACAGAGCUGUAUGAAGAGAUUAAGGUGGCGCGACAGCGAAAAGCAGUACAACAUGCGCAACGUGGACGAAAGUCGGACGCUAUGAACAUCUUGCUUGGUCCUUUGUUUGAUGUAGCUGGCUAUGUCUUUGCGGUGAUCAAUGCGGUCAUCGCUCCCUUCACCUUAGGUGAGAAGCUCACGAGCCGCAGGUUGAUUGCAUCCACCAUCAUCUUUGUGACGGCAACCGCCUCUAUUCUCUUCAAAAAUCGCAAUCAAGAUCAAGAGGUCUGGACCUUGGAACGUGCUGAAACUAUUCUCUUGCGAUGGAGCGUCUUGGUCUACGGCUUGGUCUUUGCUCUGUGGUUCUGUCUGAAUUUGUGGCUUCUCAGACGUUCGGAGAAAGGUUCGGUGCUACGAGGAUUCUCGUUGGGAGCCACUGCAGGCUCCAUGGCAGGGAACAUGUGGUGCAUGCGCGUGGCAGCUGUUUUCGCAGCUGACUGCGCUUCUGCACACGUUUGCAGCGCCUGGGGGCACUGGCUCCCAUGGAUUGUUUUGACUGGAGCGGUGUUUUUCGCGGUGGUUAACGUGCCUUACCAGGCGAAGGGGAUGCAGAACUAUGAAUCCCUGUAUAUUGUGACGAUGAUCCAGGGGUCUAACAUUGUCUCGAACAGCCUCAGUGCACUCAUCAUCUUGCAGGAGAUGGACGGAGCACCUUGGUGGAAACUGCUGGGCUACAUCGGGUGCAUUGUGGUCAUGAUUGGGGCCCUUUGGUUCUUAGUCUCAGGGGAAGAAGCCGUUUGUCCCAGCAACGAACUGGAUGACGAUCUGCAACGCAUGCUGUCCAUGGAAGAAGGGGAAGGAGGCAGUGAACUUGAAAGCAGUGAAUCGGAAGACGAACAAGGCCUAAUGGAUUUUGUCCGCGCAAUGUCGCUGAACCAAUGCUCACCAGUGGCAUUUUCUUCAUCGUCAUCGAAUGCAGAAGAUUCACAAGAUGGAGAAGUAUCGCAAAACGGAGAGGAAGAACUACAUGAAGAGUCUGACAAUGCUAUUGCUAUUGACUGAAACUGAGGAAACUGCUCCACUGGCAGAUCAAGGGGCAAAAUUUCCCCUAUGCCUCAAAUUUUCGUUCAUUUGACAUGCUUGAAAUUCAAUGUAAAAUGCCGACCUGUAGGGCAUUAGUGUUCUAGAAGAUGACUUCACACUGAUGCAAUUACUAAA
This is a messenger RNA of Cladocopium goreaui, 5598 nucleotides long. NCBI's taxonomy places the organism in Eukaryota, Dinophyceae, Suessiales, Symbiodiniaceae. The record is from the annotation of a GenBank genome assembly.